GCAGGCCUGCCAGCCCCUGGAAAGGAGGGUAGCCUGAAUUUGGAGAUGCCAUGACCCAUCUGUGACUCAGGGUGUGUUGCCUGAGUGUGCUGGUUGGAGGCCUCCCUCCCUGCUUCGGGAGUCCCUGCUGGCACCUUGCCAGCCUCCAGGAUGGAAGAAGGGCUGAGUCAGGCAUCUGUGUCCAGUCUGGUGACAGUGUUCAAGAACAGCAGGAACCCAGAAGCAAGGCCCAGAGCCCACAGGCUGGAGGUUGAGCAUCACACCUUGGGGUGCCAGUCUACAGCAGAAUCAUGGAAGAACUCUGGCACUGGGGAGGACUUAGUAUCUGGGCCCCGGAAGGUCAGCAGGCGGUAUCUGAGCUCCCUGAAGAACAAGCUGUCCGGCCAGGCCUGGAGGACACCUUGCCAGCCUGACACCAGCCCCGGGCCCACGCCACAGGAGCCUGAGAAGAGGAUUGUGCAGGAGCUGCUGGAGACAGAGCAGGCUUAUGUGGCACGCCUGCACCUGCUGGACCAGGUGUUCUUCCAGGAGCUGCUGAGGGAAGCCCGCAGUGGGAAGGCCUUUCCGGAGGAUGUGGUCAGGCUCAUCUUCUCCAAUAUCUCCUCCAUCUACCAAUUCCAUGCGCAGUUCUUCCUUCCAGAGCUGCAGCGGCGGCUGGAUGACUGGUGA
Erinaceus europaeus (western European hedgehog) is the source of this 669-nucleotide messenger RNA. It is a transcript of the gene FGD2, whose product is annotated as FYVE, RhoGEF and PH domain containing 2. Gene Ontology annotation, cellular component: cytoplasm. The record is from RefSeq and is a predicted model, not a curated record. The transcript is spliced from 4 exons. NCBI's taxonomy places the organism in Eukaryota, Metazoa, Chordata, Mammalia, Eulipotyphla, Erinaceidae. Gene Ontology annotation, molecular function: guanyl-nucleotide exchange factor activity. Gene Ontology annotation, biological process: cytoskeleton organization; filopodium assembly. Bases 151 to 669 code for a protein of 172 amino acids.